AGUGGCAAACUCGCAACCAGAAAUUGAACUUCGUUUAUAUACUCAGAUUGUCGGAAAGAAAAAUGUUGAUCGGACAAUUAUGGUCGCCAUGAGAGCGACGAGAAUGGAAAUUUGGGGUGCCCACAAGCAAAGUAUAGUCGCCAAUGCGAGUGGAUUUAAAUAAAUAUGUCGGGAAGAGGACGAGCGCGAGCUCGAGGAAGGGCCCGAGGUGCAUCAGAAGACCAGGCUAGACGUCCAGGAGAACAGACCGCACCACCACGGGAGCAACCACCUUCGUCAGCUCCUGCACCUGCUCCGGCUGGUGGACCCCCAGCAGCCAGUGGUAGAGCCUCUUACAGGGGUGGUGCCAAGGAACCACGGCCGGGGAUUGCCAGCGCGAGUGGAGAUGUACCGGUGGAUGCUAUGUCUAAGUUGACUGUAGGGACACGAGAUGUAGGGGAGAAACGUGAUCGCAUGUACUACUCAGAUCCUGAGACAAAGCCAGCAUGGUUAAGUGACAAGAAAGGAACCUCGGGAACCCAACUACCAGUUGUUACAAACUAUUUUAAGCUGGAGAUGGCACCUGACUGGCAUCUGUACCAAUAUCAUGUGGAGUUUAACCCCCCAAUCGAUUCCAGGAAGAUGAGAAUGGCCCUUCUCAUGCACCACGAAAACUUACUGGGAAAAACAAAGGCCUUUGAUGGAAUGAUUUUAUACCUCAGUCAUCGUCUGCAAGAACAGGUGACGGAAGUAUACAGUCAAAGAAAUUCUGACAGCGCACAGAUCCGGAUCACCAUCACACGCACGAAUGAGCUGCCUCCAUCUUCACCUCAGGUCAUGCAGGUGUACAACAUCAUCUUCAGGAGAGUGUUGGCCACCAUAGAUAUGAAACAAAUCGGCCGAAACUACUUCAAUCCCAGCUUGUCUGUAGACAUUCCGCAGCACAAACUUUCAGUCAUGCCUGGAUUUGUGACUGCCAUUGCAAAGCACGAGUACGACACGUUACUGUGUGCUGACAUCAGCCACAAGAUCACCCGUUCAGACACGCUACUGGACAUGAUGUACAACCUCUACAACCAGAAUAGAGGAGACAGUUUCUAUGAUGAUUGUGUGCGAAUGUUUGUAGGAUCCAUUGUCCUCACACGGUAUAACAACAAAACGUACCGUGUUGAUGAUUUUGACUGGGACAAGAGACCAGAUUUUUCCUUCAAGCUGAGAAACGAUGUCAGCAUUACUCUUGCUGAGUAUUACAAAAAGAACUACAAUAUCACAGUGACAGAUAUGAACCAACCUCUAUUGGUGUCCAGACCAAAGAAAAAGGACAUCAGAAUGGGUCGCACCGAGCCAAUCUACCUCCUACCAGAAUUGUGUACUCUGACAGGACUAACUGAUGAGGCCAGAGCUGAUUUUAAUGUAAUGAAGGAUGUUGGUGCUCAUACCAGGGUACCCCCAGAAGGAAGGAACAGAACAUUGCAGGGAUUUAUAGACCAAAUCAAUAAGAAUGAAAAAGUGCAAGCAGAAAUGGGAGGAUGGGGUCUCAAGUUCUCACGGACGCUGCUAAAUCUGAAUGCCCGCAUCGCUCCUCGAGAGAAAGUUAUGCAGAAAGGUGGUGUUGAGUUGAGUUACAGACAAGAAGAUGCUGACUGGGGAAGGGACAUGAGAGGGAAACAGCUGAUAACACCAGUUAACUUAGAGAACUGGGUGAUUUUGUUCAUUAGGAGGAACAGCGCACAGGCUCAGGACCUAGUGCAGACCCUCAGCAGGGUAGGACCACCCAUGGGAAUGAACAUCGCCACACCCACUGCAUGUGAGCUGCCUGAUGACAGAACAGAUAGCUUCUUGGGUGCGAUGAAAGACCACGUCACUCCUGAAACCCAACUAGCAGUGAUUGUCCUUCCUACUAACAGGAAGGACCGUUACGAUGCCAUCAAAAAGUUCUGUUGUGUGGACCACCCCGUACCCAGUCAGUGUGUAGUCCAGAGGACAUUAUCAAAGAAGCAGAUGUUGAUGUCAGUGGCCACAAAGAUCGCUAUUCAACUCAACUGUAAACUGGGUGGAGAGGUCUGGUGUUUAGAAGUUCCAUUAAAAAAUAUCAUGGUGGUAGGUAUAGACACUUACCAUGAUUCUGCCAAGAAAGGCCGCUCCGUGGGAGGGGUAGUCUGCUCUCUGAACAAAAAUCUCACCAGGUAUUACUCGCGUACAACGUUUCAGCACACAGGGGAGGAGCUCGUGAAAGGAUUACUCACAUCUCUCAGAGGGGCCUUGCAGAAAUACCACGAGGUCAAUGGUGUUCUGCCAGAGAGGAUCGUUGUCUUUCGUGACGGUGUGGGUGACGGUCAACUGAAGGCCGUGUUUGAGUACGAAAUGCCCCAGUUGCUCGAGUGCUUCAAGAGAAGUGGUGGACAGGACUACAAUCCUAGAGUUGCAGUGAUAGUAGUGAAGAAGAGGAUCAACACGAGAUUCUUUGUUAAGUCUGGUCCAUCUUUAACCAACCCACCACCAGGAACAAUUAUCGAUGAUGUGGUAACCAAACCGAUCUGGUUCGACUUUUUCCUGGUGUCUCAGUCAGUCAGACAAGGAACAGUAACUCCAACCCACUAUAAUGUGAUCUGGGAUACCACUGGACUAAAGCCUGAUCACCUUCAGCGAUUGGCUUACAAAAUGACCCAUCUGUACUACAACUGGCCGGGAACAAUUCGAGUCCCCGCACCCUGUCAGUAUGCACACAAGCUGGCUUUCCUGGUGGGACAGUCUAUUCAUAAGGAUCCCCACAUGUCGCUAUCCGACCGUCUGUACUUCCUGUAGACCCUGCCAAGAGGGAUGUGUGAGAACUUAGAGGGAUGAGUGCCGGUAUUGGCCAGUGGAGCCGUUUUGUUUGCAUGAACUGAAGAGUUGUAUAAAAUCAAAAGUAAAAUAGAAGUGAAAGACAGGACUGAGAAAUUCCGUAACGUCUCUACAUUACGUUUAGAAACAUGCUCAGGAAUAGUCGAAUAAUUCCAUUCUCUUGGAGGAAGAAACGGAGCAGUACUUCGACAUCUGAAGAGUUGCCACAUGUGUUCAUCUUUUUUUAAUCCUUAGAACUAGAUUUUAUAUGUAGUAGGAUUGUUUGUAUAUUGUUUUAGAUUGAGACUGAAUCUCUCAUUGUUAUUGAUCUAGUUAUAUGAUGUCAAUGGUGCUGAAUACUUGGAGAACACCAUGCUGGAUACUCUAUAUUAAAUGUAUGUAGAGUAUGAAAUCGGAAAGAUUCUGAUUGUAGAGAUGUUUCACUCUUGUUCAUUCCUAGGGGAGAGAGAGAGGAGGAGGAGGGGGGGGGGGAUAGCAUUUGUUGAAGAAGAAAAAAUUGGGUUAUAGAGAGGGGGGGGGGGGGGGGGGGGGGGGACUUGUUACUUUUUGAAGGGUAUUAUUGCAAUUGUAUUUCAUAAUCAGAUUGUGCAAUGUAAAAAAAAAAAAAAAAAGAAAAACCCUAGAUAUUUCUCGUUAAUAAAAUUUUAAAGACUA
This is a messenger RNA of Ostrea edulis (European flat oyster), 3477 nucleotides long. RefSeq names its product piwi-like protein 1. The coding region runs from base 166 to 2784 and encodes 872 amino acids. The record is from RefSeq and is a predicted model, not a curated record. The transcript has 19 exons. Gene Ontology annotation, molecular function: piRNA binding; protein binding. Gene Ontology annotation, biological process: regulatory ncRNA-mediated gene silencing. NCBI's taxonomy places the organism in Eukaryota, Metazoa, Mollusca, Bivalvia, Ostreida, Ostreidae. Gene Ontology annotation, cellular component: P granule.